AUGGAGCUGAACCAAUUUGAGUGGGUGAAUAAUAAUGAGCAGAGGUUGAAAAAGGAGCUCAAGGAAGAGGGUAAUGUGGGAGAGGAGGAGACAGAGAGAAAGAAUAGAAAGAGGAGGAAGAAGAAGGGUGGUGUGGCAGAGGAAACUGAGAGAAGCAAUGAAAUAAAGAAGGAAAAGAUGGGGCUUGAAGAGAAUGGGGGCGAAGUCGUGGACAAAACUGAAAUUAAAGAAGAAGAAAAGAGGAAGAAGAAGAAAAAGAGGAAGAGUGCAGAGGCAGGUGUAGAGGUAAAAGAAGAAGAGGAGAAACAAGUUGUGGAGGACAAUUUUUGCUUGGGCUGGAAACUUGAAGAAGCAAACCUCACAAGCCAACUCCCCCGAGCCCAUUCGUAG
Dovyalis caffra is the source of this 390-nucleotide messenger RNA. NCBI's taxonomy places the organism in Eukaryota, Viridiplantae, Streptophyta, Magnoliopsida, Malpighiales, Salicaceae. The record is from the annotation of a GenBank genome assembly.